Molecule: messenger RNA, 3084 nt
Organism: Pyricularia pennisetigena
Lineage: Eukaryota; Fungi; Ascomycota; Sordariomycetes; Magnaporthales; Pyriculariaceae
Exons: 4
Coding region: 1-3084 (1027 amino acids)
Biological process (GO): positive regulation of transcription by RNA polymerase II; DNA-templated transcription
Molecular function (GO): zinc ion binding; sequence-specific DNA binding; DNA-binding transcription factor activity, RNA polymerase II-specific
Source: RefSeq, a predicted model, not a curated record
AUGGACCCCUCGUUCAUUUUUGGGGCUUUACCAGUUGGCACUCUCCCUCGUCCACAGACAGCACAAUCGACCCAGUACUUCCACCAUCAACGCCCACCGCUCCCGGCUGCCGCCGCUCGUGUUCGCCAGCAACACCGCGACGACGACGGUGACGGCUCGUCGAAUCGCAUCGCGCAUACCCUCACAGCAUGCUGCCGCUGCCGCCAGCGCAAAACACGAUGCGACCCAACACUUCCGCGCUGUCUUCCCUGCGAACGUUCAGGCUCUAUUUGCGAAUACUUUGAUACCACCAAGGGCAAGAAGAUCAACCGCAACUACGUAGUUCGGCUGCAGACGCGCGUGCGACAUCUCGAGUCGGAGCUUGCCCAGUUCACCGAUGACGAUGAGUUCCCCCGCAAUACAGAGGACAUGGUACGGCCAGGCGGACUGGUCAAGCUAGACGAGCAUGAUGAGACGCCCAGGUACCUCGGUCCGAGCAGCGGGAUUGCCAUGACAAGGCUGCUGAUGGAGGAUGCGAAGCGUUUCACGGAAGCAAAGAAGAUAUCCGAUGUCAUUCCUUCGGUGGGCUCCCGGAGGUUAGACAGGUCGAACAGGAUGCAGAGUAUCAGCUACGGUGGAAGCAUAAGCGGUCCAAGCAUGCGCAAGAAGAGCUAUCCUAUGAUCAGCGCGCAUGCCGCUCGAGAGUUGCCUUCGCGACCAAUGGCUAACAAGCUGCUGGAGGUUUACAUUCAAAGAGGUCAAGUUUUUCUUCCAGCCCUUAACGAGGUUGUACUUGCAAAAGAUCUGGAAGACGUUUACAAUGGAGAUAAAGAUCCGCACAAAAACUUUAUUGUUUGGAUGGUCUUGGCAAUCAGCCUCCAAAAGCUGGAGCUGCAAUACGCAGGUCUAGCUGACGGUUUCUACUUGGCGGCCAUGCAGUACUUUGAGGAAGUGGUCAGGACAAAGGAUUUGCGGACACUCCAGUGUCUGGUUCUCAUAGGCCAGUAUUCAACUCUGACUCCUACACGAUCAGCAGUCUACUACAUCAUAGGCCUCGCUACUCGUAUUUGCCAACAACUGGGUAUGGGUGAAGAAAAGACGAUAAAACGAGAGUACGACUUGGGACUUAUCGACAUGAUCACUCUUGAUCUCAAGAGGAGGUUGAGCUGGAUCAUUCUUUCUAUGGAAUUUGGUCUAGCGCACAGCAUGGGCAGGCCCAACGGUUUCGCCAAGGGGGACGACUUUAUGGAUGUUGCCUUCUUUGACAGCCGUCCGGAUGAGCUCAUAACAGCUGACGGUAUCAAAGAAGGUCCUCCGAGCGAGAAGAAGCUCAUGUCGAUUCACUUCCUGAAGAUGAGGCUCCUCCAAGCAGAAAUUAGACGCAAGUUGUACGAGAAAAAGCGGCCGGAACCAAGGGAUGAAAACCAUCCUUGGUUUGCACAUAUGCUACAGAAACUCCAGGACUGGCGUGACUCUAGUCCGGAGCAGCCGGCGUGGUGUGGUCCCUGGUUCACUGGCAAGUAUCAUAGCAUGAUUGUUGGUCUUUAUAGGCCAUCGCCGCAAGUACCAAAGCCGUCCAGCGCGGCGGCUUUAAGGUGCUUCGAGUCUUCGGCACAUAUCAUCGAACUUUCUAGCCAGCAACUCAAGCAGUCGGCUGUAGACAUUACAUGGAUAUUCCUCUUGACUAUCUACAUGUCCCUCAACACAUUGCUUUGGUCGGUCUCAUAUCCCGAAGUGCGCAAAGUACAUUCGCGUGAGCAGCUUGAGGAGUUGGUGCAAACGUGUCUCGACACAAUUGACCAGUGCUCAGAAAGGUGGCCUGGCACGGCUACGGCGUCCCAGAACUAUGCAAAUCUUGCGAGAGCAUGCAUGCACAGCUACGACCAGGCGGAGGAGCAGCCUCCUCCACCCGUGUUUUCGAACAGCUUUGCAACGCCCCCACCGCUAACUGACACCAGCUCGCCCUCUGCGUCCGACACCUCGGCUCACACGGCCGCAUCAGCAACUUCAGCGCAACCGCAUCACCACCACCAGCAACCACAUGGGCAGCCCUUGUUUAACAACUCUCAAUUGUUUAGCUACAGUUUCGAUCAGCCCCAGCAGCAGCAGAAUCGGCAACAUCAGCAGCAGCAACCAGAACCGACAUUCAAGUUUGAGAACACGUACGAUGAUGGGUUCCCACCCCCUCGACAUCCACAAUUCCGCACCGGCUCUAUCUUCUUUAACCCUGGGUCGGAAUCCGGCGGUGGAGGCGGAAGGAGGCCGUCAUACUUUCCUCCCGAUUUUGUGCAGGAUGAAGGCCCAGGGCCGAAUCAAAUCGAUGAGCCCACACCACCUGCUUCCACUACGCCGCACGCCAGUAAUCUCUCGUCGCCCCGUAACAAUAUUCCAACUCCACCAGAGUCUCUAGGCAAUGGUAGUCACGCUCAACCAAACAGUGCGCUGUCACCGGCUAUCAACUUUACCGAACCAGGAUCUGCCCAUCACACUCCAAUCAUGGGCCAUCGAAGCCCGCCCAUGCCUCACGAGCCAGGGGCAAUGACCCCCGGUGCGCCGGCCAUCAAGUUCACCCCACAGACGCCGCAAACGCCUCAAGGCCACCCCACGCCGCAGGGGACGCCACAACAACGACCGAUAUUCGCAGUCCCUGCGCUGCCGCCGCAUGCGCAGCAGAACCAGCGCCACCAUCAUCAUGUGCAACAACACAACCCGCAGCAUCAGCAGCAGCAGACGCAGUGGUUCAACCAGCCUUUGCCGCACAUGCCCCAGUACGCCGGUUACUCGCAGAACAACGCCGCUGUGUUUAGCAACAGCACGCACAACUUUGGUGACCCUGGUAGCGCGGCUGCAAUGCUCAGCGCCAUGCCACCCGCUGGAUUUGGCGGUCAACACAUGAACCACGGCCACCCCGAUGGUCUCGGAAACUUUGGCGGUUAUUCCAUGGACCCGAUGAGGCAGGGCAGCCUGACGCACGAGCAGCUUUCGGAGCUUAUGGGCGUCCUUGAGCAAGACGGCAUGACUGAAAUCAACCAGCUGCUUGGCGUUGGUCCAAACGGGAACGGCGGUGGUGGAGGCGGCGGUGCCCCAGGUGAAGUAAGGUGGUAA